Molecule: messenger RNA, 1251 nt
Organism: Lachnellula hyalina
Lineage: Eukaryota; Fungi; Ascomycota; Leotiomycetes; Helotiales; Lachnaceae
Gene: spk-1
Product: Serine/threonine-protein kinase
Exons: 1
Coding region: 1-1251 (416 amino acids)
Biological process (GO): protein phosphorylation
Molecular function (GO): protein kinase activity; ATP binding
Source: RefSeq, a predicted model, not a curated record
AUGGCAACGCUGAUGAUGCCUCUUGAAGAUAACAACACCCCUGAUUAUGGAGACUUUGUGGGCUCUGACGACGAAUGUGAGGUCGAGGAUCUUGCUGAACCUCUAAACCGAUAUUUUGAGGGCUUAUACUACCCGAUAUGCAUCGGAGAUGUCCUCAACGAGAGAUAUCGCAUCGAGCAUAAACUUGGCCACGGCGGCUACUCCACUGUCUGGAUGGCAUACGACUUUCAGAUGAAGAAUAAUGUGGCCCUCAAAAUUCAUGUUCCUGGAAGCGAAGGAGAAAACGAGCUGAAACUCCAGAAUGAAAUCAUUCUGCGUGUACAAAACACCUCGAAUCUUCUUACGUACGAAAAUUUCUUCUACCUGCGAGACCACGACAAACAGAUGCACCUGGUCUUAGUUUUCCCAGUGUGGGGUCCGAGUCUCGGUUCCUGUUUUUUGAUGCAGAUGUCAAUAGUUGCUCGAAUCUCAGCCGCGAAACAGUUGUUGAAAGCCCUGGAAAGUCUCCAUGACGCUGGAAUCGUUCACCGGGGCAAGUCAAUUCCACCUCGCUACAAGUUUUCAUACAUGCUAAUAUAUUCUAUAGACUUGAAUAAUCGAAACAUCAUGUGGGGUAUCCGUUCUUUUGAGAAAAGCAAUACAGAUACGAUAUACGAGUAUCUCGGCAGGCCACAAAAGAUCAAGUUAUAUCUACCUUCCGGGAUACAAGCAGAGAUUGUUAAACCAGUCACAGUCUCUGAGGAUUUGCUCCGAGAUACUAUCUGCCUCGGCGACUUCGGGCAUGCAAUUAAUGUAGGCACUUCUGUAACGCCCAAAUUCCAUGCGCCUUUUGAGUAUUGUGCCCCGGAACUGUUGCAUGAUAAGGAUCUAGGUCUUGCCAGCGAUGUAUGGAGCUACAUGUGCCUUUUCUUAGAACUCUUUCUCGGAGUUCGCCUUUUCUACAGAAACGCGAGUUCCUCAGUUAUCUCGGAUAUGGUUGAGCUCCUAGGCCCGCUGCCUAAGCACUGGAAAGGCGAUUAUAAAGGUUUCGGCGUGAGCGAUGAUUCGUGGUAUGAUCAGAGCAGAAAGGCCUCUGAUCGCCUCGACGUUUUGAUCAGACGUGUGAGACCAGAUGUUGGUGACACGGAGAAAGGCCAUAUACUAUCUAUUAUGUCUAAGGGAUUUUGCUAUCUACCAGAAUCUCGUAUUUCUGUAAAGCAACUUCAACAGGAUCCUUCAUUCAGAGCCGUCAUGGAGAUAUACAAGCAGUAA